Messenger RNA from Acinonyx jubatus (cheetah), 3476 nucleotides. RefSeq names its product apolipoprotein L5 (gene APOL5). Gene Ontology annotation, biological process: lipid transport; lipoprotein metabolic process. NCBI's taxonomy places the organism in Eukaryota, Metazoa, Chordata, Mammalia, Carnivora, Felidae. The record is from RefSeq and is a predicted model, not a curated record. Gene Ontology annotation, cellular component: membrane; extracellular region. Gene Ontology annotation, molecular function: lipid binding.
AUGGAAAAGGCUUGUCGCGUAAUAUUACGGUUUGAAGCCAGCCCACACGGCGGCGAUACGUUAUCCAAAGCCCGUGGAAAAGGACAUGCCCUUGAAGCCAACCGGAAGUGGAAGCUGGAAAAGAGCAUCAGAGAGCUGCACGCUAUUGCCGACCAAGUGGACGCGACCCAUAAGAUGCUCGCCAAGACCAGCCUGGUGGCCGGCGCCUCAGACGCCGUCCCUGGCGUCUUAAGCAUCUUGGGUUUGGCCCCGGUACCCGUGACGGUAGGGGGGAGUCUGAUGCUCUCAGCGGUGGGGCUGGGCCUGGGGGCAGCCGCUGCUGUCGCCAACAUGUCGACGAGUGUCUUGGAAAAUAGAAGCAAUAUGGCAGCCAGAGGAAGAGCCAGCAGACUGGUGCCUAUGGAAACAACGACGGAGUACAAAGCUUUUGAAGAAAUAAGGCUGUCUGAAGUCAGUGUUGUGUGCGUUGAUAGGUGUGUCAGACUCAUCAAGAAGGUCAAGGGACUUCGUGCCUCCCAGAUGGCCAAAGCCAACUCUGGCUUCAUGGCUAUAGGUCAUAUGGCCAUAAGCCGUCUCCCCUUCUGGAGGGCCAGAGGGCUGCAGAGAGCAGCUGAAGGCUCAGUCCUGUCCGUGAGCAAAGGUGUCCGGGUGCCGGGUGCUGCUGGGGCUGGCUUGUCACCUUUGCAAGACGUGCAAAGCCUCCUGCAGAGCCGGAAGCACCUGGAGGAGGGGGCGAGGGCAGAGACAGCCGAGGCACUGAGGACACUCGCCAAGGAGCCGGAGCAGGAGCUGAGGCAGCUCACCCGGCACCACAAGCUGACCAUCCAGGGGCGGGGCUGCCGGAGAAGCCCGUUCCUGAAGGAGGAGUACUCCAGGCCCGGCCGCACGAGAGACACAGAAGGACCCGGUGUGGAACGCGAGCCACAUGCCAGCCCUGGCAUGGCUGGACGCCCAGGUGAACCUUCUGGAAGAUUCUAAUUAUUGCCACAGACGUGAGUAAACUACUCCCGUUUCCUCUUUGUCCUCGCCGGUCGAGCUGCCUCCACGGAACCUUGGUUUAGCAGAGGCAAAAUACAAGUGUCCAACUAGGAAAACUCAGGGCAGGGAAAUUUAAUGAUCGUCGAAGUCCAGCACUGGCCCAUGGUAAUCCUCGGGGGCUCCGGAACUACUCGGGACGGAAGGGAAAUGUGCGAGAGAUAAGAGUUUCUGUGUGUACAGAUGGGGUCGGGGGCCAAGGAGACUUAAAUAUGCAUGUUAAUUUAAGCUGAGGUUGGGCCACGUUUGGAGCACGUGUCUUCUCCAAAUUGUACGUAACUACACAGAGCAUUUAGAAUUAAAGUUUUUUUGAAAAAAAACUCCUUCAUUUUUAUAUAUUUUUUUAAGGUUUAUUUAUUUUUGAGAGAAAGAGAGCAUGAGGCGGGGAGGGCAGAGAGAGAAAGGGAGACGCAGUAUCCGAAGCAGGCUCCAGGCUCCAAGCUGUCAGCACAGGGCCCCACACAGGGCUCGAACUCAGAACGGCGAGAUCAUGACCUGAGCUGAAGUCAGCCACCCAACCGACUGAGCCACCAGGCACCCCCAAAAUUAGAUUUCUUAAAAAGGAGGACCACAACCCAUAGCCUGCUGGACUUAAUUUAGUUUCUUAAAUCACUUCAAUGAAUACAGCUUCUGCUUCACUACUGACUGAAGCCAUAAUGGGAGGAGAAUGAGUUUUCUAAAAGACCAUUCCCGUGGCUGAAAACCAAGAAGUCUAGUCUUUUGGGUUCUUGAACCCGACUCCAACGUGAGUGUGUGUGUGUGUGUGUGUAACCAACACAUUAAUGUAGAAAAUGCUUGACUGUUCCACCAUAAGAAAAUUCUAGGCUAACCUGACUGAUUCAUGAGCCUGUUUUGCAGACGUUGACCAACCACCAGUAAGACUGGCUGAGAUGGGAGCACACUGGGAAGAAUUCUUGGAACCGUGAAGAAGGGACCGGGAGUGAGCGAAAGUAAUCUCUGCGAGGACACACCCCAAGAUCUCCCCCCACGCGUGACGCUCACACUGCCAUUUUUGACCAGGUGUCCCAUGAAGAGACAGGAGUCCUGAAUGCGCUUGUUCAGAAAGGAAGACACCUGUCCUUCCCUAUAUCCACAUAGUAUGUUUCAUCCAACUUCUAUGCUGAUUACAAAGAAAAUGAAAGAAUAUGAAUGGACAGCCAGAUGAAGAGAUAUGUAGGGCGAGGACCUGAACAAAGGAGCUUCUGUCCUAGCUAAAGUUUGGGCCCCAACAUGGUGGCCCGUGGAGGUGUUCUGGCUCCCCCGAUUUGGAAGCUCGCUGAACCCUCUCCAUUUUGGGGUUUUACGGAGGCUGCGUUACAGAGGCACGAUUGUUUAAUUCCUUGGCCAUUGGUUGAUUCAACCUUCAGCCCCUCUCCCCUCCCAGGAAAUCAGUCUCUACACAGGCACGGUUGGUUUCCCUGGCAACCAGCCCCCAUCCUUAGGUGUUUCCCCAAGCCCACCUCCUGCGGACACACCACAUGCUGUGAAUAACAAGGCACCCGGUUCACCUUUAAGGCUCUGAAGCAUUUUCAGGAACUGAGGACGAGACUAAAAAUAUUAAAACACAAGGUUUACCCAUUGCUCUUAACACUCAGGAAAUUCCAAGGGUUUGGGGAGCUGUAAGCCAGCAACUGUGGAUGAAGACCAAAUAUAUAAUGAAAAAUAUAUUUUGGUCCUCCAAAUGAAUGACCAAAUGUAUAUAUUUCUUACAAAUCACAAUAUUGCUCCUAGGUAGUCUCCAACCUGUUCAUCCAUCCAUCUCACCUAUUCGUCCGUUAAUCUCAUCCAUCCAUCUCAUCUAUCCAUCUGUCCAUCCAUCCAUCCACCCCAUCUAUCCAUCCAUCCAUUCACUCAUCCAUCCAUUCACCCAUCCACCCAUCUAGAUACUUAAUACCUACCAAGUGAAAGGCAUUUUUCUAAGCAGUGGGAUAGAGCAGUGAACAAAACACAUCCCUGCCUUCAUGGGGUUUAUAGUCUCGUGGUGAGAGAGUCAGUGGGAGAGGCAGACAAGAAACACAAGAAAUAAGUAAAUUAUACAGUAUAAUAUAAACUAAUGGAUGUUAGGGAGAAGGAUGAAUCUGGGAAGGAGGCUGGGGAGUGUAGGGUGGGGCAAGAAUGCAAUUUUAAAUAAGAUCAUCAGGGAAAACCUCAGGGAGGCUUUUAUCUGAGCAAAGACAUGAAGGCGUUGAGGGAGCCAGCCAAGAAGAUAUCUGGGAGAAGAGCAUUCCGGACAGAGGGACAGCAAAGACAGGUUUAGGGAGCUGGAAGGAGGCUGCAUGACAGGAGCAGAGUAAUGGCUUGGGGGCACCAAGAGGGGAAGGGAGAUGAGGUCAGAUGGAGGCCAAAAAGUGCAAUGUCUUAUAAGCUAUGGUACGAUUUUGGCUUUUACUGGGUGAGAUGGGUAAACAUCGGGAGGGUUCAAGCGGAAGGAUGACAUAAUC